UCCCGCGGUACAGGUCCCGAGAGAGGUCAAAAAUCUCUGAAGCUUUUCCAGCGUGCACGCCUCCCAGCCGGCUCCUAGUCAUGAACUCACGGGUGCGGACCGAACCCCUGCUCGGGGACUUUCCACUGUCGAUCCCGGGGGACUCUUACUCCGUGGUCGUGCUACUGCAGGGCUACUCGGAGCCGCAGGGCACGGAGGGCGCGCAAAGGGCGGACGGCUCCGUGACCCUGUUGCUGCCCACUACGUGGAAGUCUCAGGGAGCACGCGGGGAGGCGCCCGCUGGCCCGGACACACAGCGCGCCCUGGAGCAGGCGGCCUCGGGCCCCGUGCUAGUGGACACAGGGGGUCCCUGGGCCAGGGACGCCCUGCUGGCCGCGCUGGCUGCGCACGGCGUGACCCCGGACGCCGUGACCCUCGUGGUGGGCACCCACGGCCACUCGGACCACGUGGGCAGCCUGGGCGCGUUCCCGCGCGCCGCGCUCCUCGUCUCCCACGACUUCUGCCUCCCAGGGGGCCUCUACCUGCCGCACGGGCUGAGCGAGGCGCGCCCUUUGCGCCUGGGCCCGGGCCUCGAGAUCUGGGCCACGCCGGGGCACGCGGGCCUCGGGGACGUCAGCGUGGUGCUGGCGGGCACCUCCGUGGGCACAGUCGUGGUGGCCGGAGAUGUGUUCGAGCGCGAGCACGACGGCGACACCUGGCGGCAGCUCAGCGAGGACCCCGAGGCGCAGGAGCGCAGCCGGCAGCGGGUGCUGGCGGCCGCCGACGUGAUCGUGCCGGGUCACGGCGGACCUUUCCGGGUCUUCCGAGGGCCCGGAGACCCCUCGGCGUCCUAACCCGGGGGCGGGCCGCUGCAAGCACAGGCCCUGCCUGGCCCAAGAAGCGCCCCUAGGGGGCGCGCUGCAACUCGGGGCCCU
Sarcophilus harrisii (Tasmanian devil) is the source of this 914-nucleotide messenger RNA. It is a transcript of the gene MBLAC1, whose product is annotated as metallo-beta-lactamase domain containing 1. The record is from RefSeq and is a predicted model, not a curated record. The transcript has a single exon. NCBI's taxonomy places the organism in Eukaryota, Metazoa, Chordata, Mammalia, Dasyuromorphia, Dasyuridae. The coding region runs from base 81 to 833 and encodes 250 amino acids.